Messenger RNA from Mus musculus (house mouse), 5759 nucleotides. RefSeq names its product ATP-binding cassette, sub-family B member 7 (gene Abcb7). NCBI's taxonomy places the organism in Eukaryota, Metazoa, Chordata, Mammalia, Rodentia, Muridae. The transcript has 16 exons. The record is from RefSeq and is marked validated. Gene Ontology annotation, cellular component: membrane; mitochondrion; mitochondrial membrane. Bases 23 to 2281 code for a protein of 752 amino acids. Gene Ontology annotation, molecular function: ABC-type iron-sulfur cluster transporter activity; ABC-type transporter activity; protein homodimerization activity. Gene Ontology annotation, biological process: intracellular iron ion homeostasis; positive regulation of heme biosynthetic process; positive regulation of iron-sulfur cluster assembly.
GGUUCCUUUUUCCUCGCUCAAGAUGGCGCUGCUCGCGAUACAUUCCUGGCGCUGGGCAGCCGCGGCGGUCGCUUUCGAAAAGCACAAGCAUUCGGCAGUUCUGACCCGGGCUCUAGUCUCCAUGUGCGGCUCAGGCCCGCGAUGGAGUUCGUCCCAGCGCGGCGCGUCAGGAAGCGCUCGGCUGUCCCAGACUACAGAAUCAUUAAGAAAUACUACACAGCAGAGAUGGGGAAAAGACAACUCCAGACAGUUACUAGAUGCUACAAAGGCUCUCCAGACAUGGCCAUUGAUAGAAAAGAGAACAUGUUGGCAUGGGCACGCAGGAGGAGGACUCCACACAGACCCAAAAGAAGGGUUAAAGGAUGUUGAUACUAGAAAAAUCAUCAAAGCCAUGCUUUCUUAUGUGUGGCCUGAAGAUAGGCCAGAUCUACGAGCCAGAGUUGCCAUCUCCCUGGGAUUUUUGGGUGGUGCAAAGGCCAUGAAUAUUGUGGUUCCUUUCAUGUUUAAAUAUGCUGUAGACAGCCUCAACCAGAUGUCGGGAAACAUGCUGAACCUGAGUGAUGCACCAAAUACAGUUGCAACCAUGGCAACAGCAGUUCUGAUUGGCUAUGGUGUAUCAAGAGCCGGAGCUGCCUUUUUCAAUGAAGUUCGAAAUGCAGUAUUUGGCAAAGUAGCACAAAAUUCAAUACGAAGAAUAGCCAAAAAUGUAUUUCUCCAUCUCCACAACUUGGAUCUGGGUUUCCAUCUGAGCAGACAGACAGGAGCUUUAUCUAAGGCUAUUGACAGAGGAACAAGGGGCAUUAGUUUUGUCCUCAGUGCGUUAGUAUUUAAUCUUCUCCCUAUUGUGUUUGAGAUGAUGCUUGUCAGUAGUGUUUUGUAUUACAAAUGUGGUGCCCAGUUUGCAUUGGUAACCCUAGGAACACUUGGUGCAUAUACAGCAUUCACAGUUGCAGUUACACGGUGGAGAACUAGAUUUAGAAUAGAAAUGAACAAAGCAGAUAACGAUGCAGGUAAUGCUGCUAUCGACUCACUGCUGAAUUAUGAAACUGUGAAGUAUUUUAAUAAUGAAAAAUAUGAAGCACAAAGAUAUGAUGGAUUCCUGAAGACAUAUGAGACUGCUUCAUUGAAAAGUACCUCUACUCUGGCAAUGCUGAAUUUUGGCCAAAAUGCUAUUUUCAGUGUCGGAUUAACAGCUAUAAUGGUGCUUGCCAGUCAGGGAAUUGUGGCAGGUGCCCUUACUGUUGGAGAUCUAGUGAUGGUGAAUGGACUGCUUUUUCAACUGUCAUUACCCCUUAACUUCCUGGGAACUGUAUAUAGAGAGACAAGACAAGCACUCAUAGAUAUGAACACCUUGUUUACUCUGCUCAAGGUAGACACACGGAUUAAAGACAAAGUGAUGGCACCUCCCCUUCAAAUAACACCACAGACAGCCACGGUGGCCUUUGAUAAUGUGCAUUUUGAAUACAUCGAAGGACAGAAAGUCCUUAAUGGAGUAUCUUUUGAAGUCCCUGCAGGAAAGAAAGUGGCCAUUGUAGGAGGUAGUGGGUCAGGAAAAAGCACGAUAGUGAGGCUGCUGUUUCGCUUCUAUGAGCCUCAAAAGGGUAGCAUUUACCUUGCUGGUCAAAAUUUACAAGAUGUGAGCCUGGAAAGUCUUCGGCGGGCAGUGGGAGUAGUACCUCAGGAUGCUGUCCUCUUCCAUAAUACCAUCUACUACAACCUCUUAUAUGGAAACAUCAAUGCUUCACCUGAGGAAGUAUAUGCAGUCGCAAAAUUAGCUGGUCUUCAUGAUGCAAUUCUUCGAAUGCCACAUGGAUAUGACACACAAGUAGGAGAACGAGGACUCAAGCUAUCAGGCGGAGAAAAGCAGAGGGUAGCAAUUGCAAGAGCCAUUUUGAAGAAUCCCCCAGUUAUUCUCUAUGAUGAAGCUACUUCAUCAUUAGAUUCAAUUACUGAAGAGACUAUUCUUGGUGCCAUGAGAGAUGUGGUCAAGCACAGAACUUCUAUUUUCAUUGCACAUAGAUUGUCAACAGUGGUUGAUGCAGAUGAAAUCAUUGUCCUGAGCCAGGGGAAGGUAGCUGAACGUGGUACCCACUAUGGUCUGCUUGCUAACUCUAGCAGUAUCUAUUCAGAGAUGUGGCAUACACAGAGCAACCGUGUACAGAACCAGGAUAGCCUCGGAUGGGAUGCAAAGAAAGAGAGUCUCUCCAAAGAGGAGGAAAGAAAGAAGCUCCAAGAAGAAAUUGUCAACAGUGUGAAAGGCUGUGGAAAUUGUUCCUGCUAAGGAACACAGACAUUUUCUUAUCUCUCUUUUUGUUGUCUUGUUUGGUUUUGUUUGGCAUUAGCAUUUGCACUGAAGUAGAACCAGGUCACAAAAACACAAAUCAUACAUUCCCAUUCCUUUAAUCCUAUUAAAUAUGAUUUAUUUAAAGGAGGGUUGGAUUUUUAUGUCUUUCACCAUCUUUUGAAUGUGACAUCUAUAAUUAUCCCCAAAUUAUUUUCUUGUUCCUGCCCCAAGCGUGCUCAAUACAUAAUUUUUGUUACCACUUGAUUUUACCUUACAACUGUGUUUGAAGUCUGACAUCCAUUUGAUAUCAAUAACGAGGUGAAUUAGAGUGUUUCUGAAUUUAAGUAGUCUUUAAAAACCUCCUUUAUGCUGACAAGUUGUAAGGAGACCAUUUUUUUUCUCUUAAAAUUAAACAGGAAUAAAAACAGAAGUGUAGGGGUUUUUUUCUCCUCUUUCCUCCUUCCAGUUAUAUUUCCUUGUCAAUCUGAAAAUUAGUUUGAAAACAUAUAAGUUAGAAUUUAUCAAAAAAUGAGCUAUAUUUGUACUUUGGGCAUUUUACUUUUAGAUACCUAUAAUUACAGUUUUUUAUUGUGCCCUUUUUAGAAAAAAAGUCAUGUUAUCUUUAAUCACCACUGUUGCUCUUAUCUAGUGAUUAGUAUUUUGUUUUUACCCCCAAAAGUUUUGUUUUAAAUGAAAAUUAAUUUUUCUCUAAAGUCUCAUGAACCUUGAUGUCAUUUGAGAGUUAUUUAUACUGAGAAUGAUCCCAAAAGCUUAGGGAGUUAAUAGCCUUUCCUAUUUCCAACUUCAGUGCACUGCAUUGGCUAUCAAGUUAUACAGAGACAGAAGUAAAAUGGAUGUUGUACACCCACACAUGUGUCUGUGUACACGCUCAUACAUUUAUCUAAACCAGUGUCCACAUAACAACUCCUUAAAACAUUUGGUAAAAAGCAAAGGAUUCCAUAUAUACAUACACUGUUUAGAUGACCAGGUAUCUUAAUCUAUAGUGAUACUUCAGAAUUGCUGUUUACUAUAAGGCUUUUUCUUAUUCGUAAUUUAAUGAAUUCUGUUCAGCCUAAUGUAAAAAAAGACUUAAGUGAUAUAUUCAAGUUUUACUGAGAUAAAAUAGGAAAUUAUUUUACAUAUUAGAAAUAAUUAUUAAAACGAGAUACACAUUUCACUUAAAAAGUUGUUCUUGGGCUGGUGAGAUGGCUCAGCUGGUAAGAGCACCCAACUGUUCUUCCAAAGGUCCUGAGUUCAAAUCCCAGCAACUACAUGGUGGCUCACAACCAUUCAUAAGGAAAUCUGAUGCCCUCUUCUGGAGUGUAUGAAGACAGCUACAGUGAACUUACAUAUAAUAAAUAAAUAAAUCGGUUUUUUUAUUUUAAAUUGUUCUUUUAAGCUAGGCAUGGUACUAUGCACCAGGAGCCACAUCAGGAAAUUGAAGUCAGGAAUUUGAGGCUAUCCUGGACAAUAUAGGAAGACCCUGUCUCUUAAAGCUGAAAAAGAAAGAAAGUUCUUCUCUUGAUUCAGUAUGAAUUAAAUUUGUUCAAAACACAUGUCUAUCGUGACUUGCCACAUAAUCAUUUGUAAUGUGGUUUGAUUUCUCAGGAAAGGUCCUAAACUGCCUAUAACGUUAUGGUUUUAAUGUUAAUGAUAAUUUAGUAUGGGAGAGAUUAUUAUUUUUUGAUUUGUAAAUUAGUAUUAGUUAAUGAAUAUCUUCAAUUAUAUUACAAUAGUUUGAUAAACUGAGGCCAGUAUUUCAUUUAGUCUUUGAUAGCAAAGUAAGUUAUGUGGGAUCUUGCUUUUAAAGUUGAAGGUAUGUCCUGGACUGGAAACCAGCUUUGGUUUGGUUUGUUGGUAUUUCUUACUUUCAAGACAUAGGUAUGAGUGCUGUUCUCAAGGGGAGAUGGAGUACAUCCUUUGAAUAAGUCAGGUCCGUUCUAGGAGAUGUGGUUAAAUGUAUAUAAACGUCUUGCUUCUGUGUUAAUUCCUAUGUUUACACUGAUGCUGAUGGAGAUGAUGAAACUCAGUUACACAGACAAGCAGUGUGUACUAAUCAUUAGGAAGAAUUGUUCUUGACAUGUAUACAGCAGUGUUCAAAGCAAGUUAUUUUGUGAUAUGGAGAACAUUUUACUCCAGGGAAGUAGGAAUAUUUUCAGGGUAGGGAUAAUUUCCCCACUAGGAUUUUGAAACUUUUUUUUUUCAUAUGAUUGCAGAUGGUCCCAAGGCCACUGUAGUCAUUAACCUGUUAUCAGCUAACAAAACUUAAAUUACCUGAAAAAGACACUUGGUGCAGAGGCCAUAACUAAGUCUUAAAGACAUCUUUUUAAAAACUACAUCAUCCUUAGGUAGUUCUAUAGAGGGAAAUAAUAGACAGAUUAAGAUGAAAGAAAAGCUUUCUGGGAUGAUUCAGUUAUAGGAAAUGCCAAGAAAAGGGCAUUUAAUUAUAAUAUCCUAAUUUUACAUCACAACAUUACAGAAUUACACAAAAGGAUAAUGUGUGUAUUUUUUUUAAAUUAGUGUUGCAGGAAUGUUCUUUUAAAUGUACUAGGGGAUGAAUAAUUUGAGCUCUGAAAAUAGAGGAAGAUGAUGGGGUUCAUUUCUCACCUCUCUUUAUUUUAAAUAUUAAAAAAUAUAUUUUCUUCCUAAAGGAAUUCCAGUUUACAAAAGUUAACUUGAAACCAAGGUAAUUUAGGAUUAUAAAAACGGGGCCAGAUGCCUUCCUGAUCGCUCUUAACAUAGGACUGUCUUGGUAUGCAGAUGGGCUUCUUUGUGAUCAGGGAGAGCUUCGCAUCUGGACAUGAACAAGCUCAAGAUAUGCAUUCCCUUUUCCUCUGCAGGGAUUUGCGUCUUUUAUAUACCUUAAGAGAAACAUUUUGUCUUUCCCCUCUAUGUUGACAGAUCUCAGUUUGAGUGGAUGGUUGUUUUUUAAAACUUGUUUUGCUCUAAGUGCUAGGUAUUUAAAAACUGUGUGAUUCCUUGGUUCUAGAGCCUUUUCCCUGCUGCCAUCUUGUUGCUAUCCUUCCUACUUGCUGAAUAUGUCACCAAGUAGCAACCUUUGCUAGAAUAUAUUCCUAAUUUCCUCAUCUUGUAACUUAUUACAGGGUAUUCUGUUGUGAAUUAGCAGUUUAGAGUGUUUAAAUAUGUUUGUAAUUAUAGUUUGUUUUUAAUUAUAGAAAAAUUCCUUCUUUUCCCCUCUAUGAGUGUAUUGAUUUGGAAUGUAAAUUGUAUGAUAAAUCAUAACAUUGAGUGAAACACUCUGGAUAAAGCUGAUUAAGACAAAACAUCUCAGCCAAGCAUUUACCUUAGCACAGUUCUCUUGUUUAUAGCAACCUAUGCAGAUAAUCACUACUGAAUAAACAUAAUGUCUUUGUGCCUAGAAAUGAGUGUCUGGUGGAAAUCACUUUUCUGCAAUGUUCAUGGAAGCUGAUUUUUGUACCUUAUACACUUGAAAUAAAUACAGGUAAUUACUAGC